GCGGUGGACAUCUUUGAGAAGCCGCACGGAUUGGGUGGCUUUUCGCACAGAUACGUGUUGUGGAGGUUGGUGGCAAAAAAAAGCAUCCCAAAUGCUCUGAAUGCACUCGCGCGGACACAGCAUCUCCAGCUCCGACUCGGGGAGCCGCUUUUCGACGCUCGAGAAGAAGAAGACCGUCUGUCCCAGACUGCAGGAUGAUACGACGAACGAGUUACCCGGGCUCCGCGACGGUGUCGCUGCGUCGCCAUGCCCUCCGCGCAAGCCUGUGCUCUCUCCAACAAGGACGGGCGGCGGGAGUCGCCCAACGUCGCCGCUCGUCGCACGAGCCGCUUCCGAUACGCCCAUGUCCCCUUUGAAGGUUCACCUGUCCAAUGACACGUUCAAGGGAGUUAAGUGUGGCGAUGCGACCGAUGUCAAGGGCAUCCUGCGGCUGCUGUCGUCACAGCUGUCGGAGCGGCCGCUUCCACUGAGUGUCCUGUUGGCAUUACGCCUGUACCACCCAGCGUCCGGGGAAGUCCGGUGGCUCCACCAGGACACCACCAUGUUCCAGGUGGUCGAGAAGUACCUCCCGCAGCACAACACCAGCGACUGGAGGUUCGAGCUAAGGGUACGCUACCUGCUCAGUAACUUGCAAGAAUUCCAUGAUAAGGACCCCAUACUCUUCACAUACUUCUAUAGACAGGUCAAGAACGACUAUCUACGAAAGUGCACGAAUGUGGAUCAGGACCUGGCGAUUUAUCUAGGUUGCUUAGAAAUUAGGCGUUUUGCUAAGGACAUGACCCACGGAGCACUCGACAAGAAGUCCAACUACGAGCUGAUCGAGAAGGAGAUUGGGCUACACAAGUUCUUUCCGGCCCACGUCAUUUCGUCGAACAAGCCGAAGAACCUGCGCAAACUCAUCCAGGCCCAGUUCAAGAAGUGCUCACAGCUCAGUGAGACCCAGUGCAUGUUGCGAUUCUUGGAGUUGGUGCGUCAGGUGCUGGCCUAUGACCGGGAGAGCUUCUCUUGUGCCCUGGGGACCGGUUGGAGCGUACCCGUGGAGUUGGUUGUGAACCAGGAACUCGGCAUUGGCUACCUCACAGAUCGAAAUGGACAGCUGAAUCACAUAGCUAACUUCCAGCAGGUCCAGAGCAUUCAAACCAUAGUCAGCGACGUUAACCCAAAGCCAGUGCUUCAGCUGAAGAUUGCAGGUACCUCAGAGGUGCUAAGCAUCUCUUGUCCCUCACUGGCUGUAGCGGAGAGCAUUGCCGACUUGGUGGAUGGCUACUGCCGGCUAAUGCAAGGAACACAGGCGUCCUUCUGGAGCCGUAAAGAAGCCACUGCGGAAACUGACGAAGAUGCCCAUCCUCCUAAGUACAGGGCGGGCGUCAAGCACAAGAAUCAUUCCAACCCCUCUGGCCCCAAGAAGCAGGGUGCCUCAGAGGACUAUGCCGAGAUCGUGGAUGAAGAAGGAGACUAUUCAACGCCUGCGACCAAAGACUACGAACUUUGUCGUUCUCACAUCACGCUUGGUGACAUCAUCGGGGAAGGCCAGUUUGGAGAUGUUCACAAGGGGACGUACACUUCACAGGCUGACAACCAGGUGAUCCCAGUGGCCAUCAAGACCUGCAAGGUGGAGACGGAGGAUUCCAUGGGCGAAAAGUUUCUCGAAGAAGCCUAUAUCAUGCAGCAGUUUGAUCACCCCCACAUCAUCAGGCUCAUCGGCAUAUGCUCAGGCUCACCCAUCUGGAUCGUCAUGGAGCUGGCGAAACAUGGAGAGAUGCGGGCCUACCUACAGAACAACAAACACCGGUUAGACUUGGCCACUCUGAUUCAGUAUGCCUACCAGCUCAGCACAGCGCUAUCUUAUCUUGAAAGCAAGAAAUAUGUCCACAGGGACAUAGCAGCGCGCAACGUGCUGGUGUCGUCGCAUGACUGCGUCAAGCUGGGUGACUUUGGCCUGUCUCGCUGGGUGGAGGAUCAUUCCUACUACAAGGCUUCUCGCGGGAAGCUGCCGAUUAAAUGGAUGGCACCGGAGUCUAUCAACUUCAGACGCUUCACGGCCGCCAGCGAUGUCUGGAUGUUUGGGGUUUGCAUGUGGGAGAUCCUCAUGCUGGGCGUCAAGCCCUUCCAGGGAGUCAAGAACAACGACGUGAUCGGCCGCAUCGAGGACGGCGAGCGGCUGCCGCUCCCUCCCGACUGCCCUCCGCGCCUGUACAGCCUCAUGUCCCAGUGCUGGUCGUACGAGCCCUCCAAGCGGCCUUGCUUCAGAGAUGUCAAGCAGGUGCUCAGUGAAAUUCUGGCCGAGGAACGGCACCAGCUGGAAGACACCAUGCGGAGGGAGAAUCGUCGUGUUCAGGCCAUGUCUUGGGGUUCUUCUGGAUCUGAUGAGCCACCACCCAAGCCUUCCCGGCACCCCGUGGACCGAGGUAGCCGCGCGCAGACGCCGACCCCGACCGUGGGCACCUACAUCGUGGCCCAGACGCCCGAGGUGCUGGCCCAGCUGCUGCAGGAGAACGACGGGAGCUUACCCCCGGCAUGGGCCUACGUGGCGCCGGCCUCGCCGACCAACACAUUCACGGUACAGGACCUAGCCGGCGGUGCUUCUGCAAGCGCCCCGGGCAGCGCACUGGGGAGCGGCGGCAGCAAUGCCGACUGCAGCAGCACGACGGGGGGUAGCAUGGCGGGAAGCACGACGUCGUCAUCGGCGUCCCCCCGGGGGGGCGCUGCCGCGUCGGCUGUGGGAGCAGCAGGUCAAAGGUCAAGCCUCGCCUCACAGGACCUCGUCCUAGAGCAAGAGAGUUACGACAACCUCGUGGACAAUGACACUCUCGAGCAGAGGCUGCUGGAGAUGAAGCUGCAGAUGCAGCAGCGUGAGACUGAGGAAGACUCGAGGUGGCUGAGCCAAGAGGCGACCCACUUUGACCCGCUCCCGACGACACCCAAUCGCCCCCGAGCGUCGUGCAGUGAUGCUUCAGAUGCAGGGAGCGUAGGCGUUGCAAAUGGCACCGGCCCGUCUUCUCCAGUUGUAACAAGUCCAGGACCAUUCAACCAAGAUGAAGUUUCUAUGGGAUCUCUAGAAUACUCCAUGGUAGAUAAGAAACAUAAGAGCCCCAUUGUCCAGCAGUCGCAGCCGUAUCCGCCUCCCAAGCCGGAGGUGAUGCCGGCCGCUCAGCCUCCUACGCUGGAGACCGACCGGACGAACGACCACGUGUACGAGUGCACGACCCGCGUAGUCCGUUCGGUCAUGCAACUCUCCCAAGGAGUCACUGAGGCCAGGGCGGAAGAGUACCUAGAACUGGUCAAGAAUGUAGGCUUGGAGUUGCGAAGCCUCUUGGCCAGCGUCGAUGAUCUCAUGACUUUCUUUCCCCUGUGGUCCAAGAAGGAGGUGGAGAUGGCUCACCGUGUCCUCAGCAAGGACAUGGCGAACCUGGUUCAAGCAAUGAAAUUGGCCAUCAAAUACUCAAAGACGACGCUCGACGCCGAGUACCGCCGCGGCAUGCUCAGCUCCGCGCAUGCGCUCGCCAUUGACGCCAAGAACCUGCUGGACGUCGUCGACUCGGUCCGAGUCCGCAUCCAGAUGUCGCCGCCGGCGACGCCUACAGCGCCCCCUACGUUAUCUUCGCCUGUCACGGCAUCGAACGGCCAGGCAGCAGUUGAGGACGAGGAGGCGACAUCUGCGGGCUGUGUACAACGAGAAGUAGUUGAGCAGGACUGCGAACCAAGCUAUGACGUUGCUUAACGAAUUGUAUCUUAUAUUGCGUGUGCAGCUAUUGCAUGUUUCAGUGAGAAAGGAAAAGGAAACUCGGGUACCACGAACCCCUCGCGAGAGGCGUACAAAUUUUAAAGGGCACCCUGCCAGGUUUCGUGGCGCAUGUCGCUUGAGGUCGUCUUCAACCGUACUGCUGCGAAUAGGUGCGUAGCUGCACUCGUUGAUGCUUGUCAAAUACCGUAGAAAGCGCCUGCUAUUGUAACGCAUCGUGAGCACAUGUAGCAGUCGGAAUCGGCGAUCCAUUUUGGAGUGCGGAGUUGUUUUGUGCAGCUGAAGAGAGCGGUGUUUUCGAAAAGUUUUUCCCUGCAUAAAACGCAAGCUGCAUGCUUGUUUGGUAGGCACAUGGCUCAUUGCUUCAAGGAUGAGAACGCAUUAUCUCCAACUGCAGUUCUGUCACGUGCAGUGCUCUGGGUAAACAGAUCAGGGGACACAUCCGGCAUAUGUAAGGUUUGAGUGAACUGCCUCGGGUUGUGCUGUUUUUUGUGGGGACCAUGUCAAGCUUGUUGAUGGGAAGGGAAACUUUAACUUCUAGUGUUUGCAUACCAGCGGCAGCUUUACUUUUACUUAUGCUCUGCGGAAUUCCUCUAACCAGUAAAGAUAAACCAGCAAACUAGGUUACAUUGGUUUGUUUUUAGAUAGUAGAAACCAGUCUUUAACCAUAAGAGAAUGAUAUGUCGUUUUUAUUGAAGAUCACAUUACAUUGUUGCAUCACUGUCACUUGGCCAUUCGCUUAGCUGUCAGGCUCUUCGAAACUUAUCGUCGGUCUGCCUUUGAAAGAAAGAAAUCUCUGGCUUAGUGUUUGACACUCACUGAUCUACUUGCUAAGAGCUUGCUGCUGAGCUGUUGCCUCAUGCAAGUGCACGUGUCACCUCGAAAGUUUCAGUGCCUGAUUAGGAAGUCUUAAGGCUUGGUAAGAAAAUAGCUUCUAGUUCGUUAGGAGGUGGGGGCUGUAAAAGUAGCCUUAGCAAACCUUAAAAAGACCAAAAACGGGAGUGAAUCCUAGGCAGCCUAGGCGCAGGGAACUGUUCGCAUCUAUAGCAAAGGACCCAUCUUGCAUAGUGCAUUCAAAUUUCUCAGUCUAAUCUGAGUUCGGUAUUAGUGUGCGUACAACUGCAGCUACGUGCUUGUUCUCAAGCUUUUUCAUUCUAUGCAGCUUAGUGUGCGCUCUUGCUGUGCGGUGAUUUUUUACAUAGUCGUCUCUCAUUUACUUUGGUCAUCACUCAUUUCUCAUGCAGAAGCAGCUACUGCAAAAGAAAGAGAGAAAAUGGUCUCUUUUCUUCUCAAUUUCUGGCGGGUGUCCUAAAUGCUUUGCAUUUACAGGGCUUUUUUUUUUAAUCCUUUUGUCACUUGUAAGCAGCAUAGCAGAUGGGAGUGUGCCACGAAAGUCUCUUAUGUUCUGAAUUUGUAGUUGCUUUUUCUCAAUGGAAUACCAAUGUUCUGACUGUGGUCUCAGUGUAUAAAGAACCCUCAGAUAGAAGUGUACUGUUCCCUCUCAGUUCAAAUUAGGUGUAGAGAAGAAAUUAGAAUAAUUCAUCUUUAUUUUUGCCAGUAGAAAAUUCACAUUUUGAUUGGCUGGAAACGCUGCGACUGAGUGAGCGAUAAGACAAACUCUGUAACAAGAGCAUAAAGGUAGAAUGACAAAUAUUUAACUCAGGCCGGGAACAAUCCUAACGUCUGUCUGAAUGCACGCGAACGAAUUUACUACCUAUUAUUAUUUUAAUUGCCGUAGCAUUUCGGUUUCCUCUGAUGCAACUAGUCUUGCAAACAUCAGCUCUUGCAAAGUGCUCACAUGCCACAUUUAGCAGUCAUUGGUAUUACUACGUAGCCUACAUUUCUUUCACUGUUGUGAGUGUUGAAGAACUUAUUGCACAGCAUCUACAUUAAUUCAGGAACACUAUCUGCUGUUGUAUUUCUCAAUGUGUGUGUUGUGCGUUUUUUUAACUAGAAACACUUGGCUUUUCACUUUUAGCAAGAACAGUAGGCCUGUAUUCAGGAAAUUGGCAAAGUACUGAAGUUUGAACUCAUAUUUUGGUGAAGAACUAAAAAAUCAAAGGGUCAGCUUGUGACACCAAAAGUGGUUCCAAAGACGUCAAAUAUGGCUUCAAAGGUGGCACUGUGACAGUGGCUCACUAUAUGACAGACAUAAUGAAACCAUUCUUUGCCCUGUAAAUGCAAAAGUAUUUAAACGAGUCCGCAUAUUUGGAAUUGUUGAUAGCAGCCUGUGCAUCAUCCAGCUAUCUUUCCGUUUGGGAGGCGCACCACUUUACAUGUAUACUUAGCGCUUGAAUCCGAAGUGCGGCUUGGGUGUGAACGCGAGAACGCUUGUCAGGAACGGACACAUCAUGAGGGUGAGUGGCUGUGUGCGACAGUGACCGUAUGCUUUUUCAAGUGCAGCUACUUACUUGAAAUGUGCAGAAUUUUUUUUUUUUCGUAUUUUGAGAGCCAUUUCAUUGCUCUUCGGCAGCGGCAGCACACGUAACCGCGUUUCCAGCAUGUCACCAUAUUCACCAGCCUUCCCACUUUAACAAAACGGGUUGCACCUUUCUGUUCAUCUUCCUUUGAGGCGAUGCAUAGUUUACAAUGCUACAAGCCUUUGUGUGAGAGAGAAGUCGUUCGAAAAUGGCUAGUUUUUCCAUUAUGUGUAACUGGCAUAAUAAAAUGAGAUGCGCUCGAGGGACUUAUUUAUCAUAGCUAUAUGCAAUUUUUUUAUAAAUCUUUUCGUAAGAAAAGUUUGGACACUUUAUUCACCUUGUCACAAGACAGUGACCCUAUAUACAUAUGUAUCUUCGGUAGCUAUUUAUCCCCUGAGCAACGCGCUGUCUCGCAUUGUAGCAGGAAGAAAGAACCCCCUGGUGAUAAGGUGUCUUAACAUGGGAAAACAUUUAACAUGUGCAGCGUACACGUCUAACUCUGGCUUGCGAAAAAAUGGCAGCAAACUAGUCACUGUGCGAACUUGCCGCAUUGUAAAUUCAAAACUCCCGACAUUUUCGUUCUUCGACAGCGAAAUAUUGCUGUUUUUUUAUAGCCCUGUGCUGUAUACACGAUAACAAAUGGACAUCUUCAUGGCCUUUCUCACAACACCUUUUUUUUUUCCCAGAUGUAUCGGUAUGUGUGUGUGUGUGUGUGCGUGUGUAUGUUAUGUUCACAUGUUAAUAGAACUUAUUAAAUUCAAUUCGAAGUGA
Molecule: messenger RNA, 6933 nt
Organism: Rhipicephalus microplus (southern cattle tick)
Lineage: Eukaryota; Metazoa; Arthropoda; Arachnida; Ixodida; Ixodidae
Gene: Fak
Product: protein tyrosine kinase 2 Fak
Biological process (GO): signal complex assembly; protein phosphorylation
Cellular component (GO): focal adhesion; cytoskeleton
Molecular function (GO): protein tyrosine kinase activity; ATP binding
Source: RefSeq, a predicted model, not a curated record